AUGAAACUAACGAGUGACCAAAAAUUCAUAGAAAGUAUUGAAGUUAUUUAUACACUUUAUGGUUCACUUCUAGACAAUUUUAAAGAACAAGCAUUGUCAUGGUAUGAUUUAUGGAAAAAUAAAGAAGUCGAACCCACCAUGAAAUUAAUUGAUAUUCUCGAUUACGCCAAAUAUUACCCAGUAGUAUGCCAAGCUAUACAAAUUGCAAUUACUUUACCUGUAACUUCCUGCUCAGUAGAACCAUCGUUUAGCACUUUACGCCGUUUAAAGACUUGGAUUAGAAAUAGGAUGGGAAAUGAAAGGCUGAGUAGCUUGGGGAGAUUGUCAUUACUUUUUGAAUAA
This is a messenger RNA of Macrosiphum euphorbiae (potato aphid), 342 nucleotides long. Lineage: Eukaryota; Metazoa; Arthropoda; Insecta; Hemiptera; Aphididae. The record is from the annotation of a GenBank genome assembly.